Messenger RNA from Aspergillus saccharolyticus JOP 1030-1, 1272 nucleotides. RefSeq names its product GFA family protein. The record is from RefSeq and is a predicted model, not a curated record. The transcript has a single exon. Bases 146 to 1255 code for a protein of 369 amino acids. Lineage: Eukaryota; Fungi; Ascomycota; Eurotiomycetes; Eurotiales; Aspergillaceae. Gene Ontology annotation, molecular function: carbon-sulfur lyase activity.
AUCGUGGAUGCCUGGUUUUCGGUUGGCUUUGCACCUAUCACACUUCCCUUCUAUACAGCCGAUAUCUUCUGGCUGCGAUAGGACUUAACUGAAUAUUGACCACAUCGCAGCCGCAGCGCGAAGCUAUAUAUAUUGAAAUCCAAAUAUGACGCAGCGUGCUAUCUCGUGCCUAUGCGGACAUGUCGCUCAAGAAGUCAGUCUGGGGCAGUUUACAGAUGAACCAACCCUUGAUCUCUGCCAUUGUACCGCCUGUCGUACGACGACAGGAAUGCUGUGCUCUAUAUACUGUCCUCUACAGGGCAGGCCACAUAAGCUAGACAGCCUGCGCGAGUAUCAGCAACCCAAAGAUAUAAUUCGAUUCUUCUGUAAAAUUUGUGGCGCCCACGCCUUUGUAUUUUCGAUACCCUUGGACCAAUACUUCGUGGCAGCCGGAUUGCUGGUGGAUGAACCUAGCCCAUCUCGGACUCAAUCGGUGCGACAUUGGCAGGCUUCUGAAACGCAUGACGGUGGUCUGACUUCUUUUCUUCCUGGAGAUUCUGCAAUCACGAGGUCAAAAUGUUGGCUUCGUGCCUAUCCAUAUGACAAUGGAAAUUAUUCUGAGGUGAAGACGAACAUCCGGCGUUUGCCCCAUGAUUCUAUAGAAUUAAGAUGCCGGUGUCAUUGCGCGGGGAUUGAGUUCUACAUUACUCGACCGGAUGCUUCAUCUACACAGGCGACAUCUCCAUGGCCUGACCUACUUGUUCCGUACCAUGUCCAUUCAUCGGAGAACGCCACAGAUGUGAAAUGGUGGCUGCGAAAUGCAAACACCAAGUACCUAGCUGGAACCUGCGCCUGUCCAUCCUGUCGCCUAGCCAGUGGAUGUCCGAUCCAGCCAUGGGCUUUUAUACCGAAGGCCAAUCUUCUGGACAGCUAUAGAGCACCGCUUACAGUUGGUGCAGGCACCAUGCAGCGUUUUGAAAGUAGCCCCGGCGUCUACCGGGAAUUUUGCAACCGCUGUGGCGCCUCGAUCUUCUGGCAUAGCGAUGAAAGGCCCCUGCUAGUUGAUGUCAGCGUUGGGUUGCUUCAAGCAAGUGAGGGGUCGCUGGCAAGGCAAUGGCUAGAAUGGACGACUUCAAGAGUUAGCUUUGCUGAAAUGGCGUUGGACAAGAAUUUGAUUAGACGACUGCAGAUGGGUCUCCAAGAAUAUGCAGAACGGCAGGUAAACAGCCAUCCUCCCCUACAACCAGUGAUUCAAUUGGCCCAGGAUAAUAUGUGAAUCUCGACAGUUACGAU